Belonocnema kinseyi is the source of this 4557-nucleotide messenger RNA. It is a transcript of the gene psidin, whose product is annotated as N-alpha-acetyltransferase 25, NatB auxiliary subunit. Gene Ontology annotation, biological process: N-terminal peptidyl-methionine acetylation. The record is from RefSeq and is a predicted model, not a curated record. NCBI's taxonomy places the organism in Eukaryota, Metazoa, Arthropoda, Insecta, Hymenoptera, Cynipidae. Gene Ontology annotation, cellular component: NatB complex; cytoplasm. Bases 111 to 2819 code for a protein of 902 amino acids. Gene Ontology annotation, molecular function: protein-N-terminal amino-acid acetyltransferase activity; protein binding. The transcript has 10 exons.
UUUGUCACGCUGGUGCUUGUGUGAUUACUCUGUGGUUCCCACCCUGGUUUUGCGAAAAGGCAAAAACUGACGAAAAGCAUAAAUUUCAAGUAAUAGAAUAGAGCCCUACUAUGGCGUCCAAGGUCCAUGUGGAUAACGUAGUGAAUGAACGUCGGUUGCGACCAAUUUACGACUGGUUAGACUACGGAAACAAUAAAAAGGCCCUCCAAGAGGCGGACAAGGUUCUCAGGAAGCAACCGGGUCAUCAAUGUGCAAGGGUUCUCAAAGCAUUGGCCCUCCUACGACUCGGCAAGGAAACCGAAUGUCAAGUUAUCAUGGAUAAAGUCAGGUUGGAAGUACCCUGCGAAGAUUCUACCUUACAGGCGAUGAGUAUCUGCUACAGAGAAAUACACCGACCUGAUAAAAUCAGCGAGGUAUAUGAAGCAGCGGCAAAAGCAGACCCAAAUAAUGAAGAGCUACUCACACACUUGUUCAUGUCAUAUGUAAGACUAGGAGAUUUCAAGAAGCAGCAACACACUGCUAUGGCUUUGUACAAAUUAGUGCCUAAGAAUCCGUACUACUUUUGGGCUGUUAUGAGUAUUGUCAUGCAGGCCGUUCAAGCCGACGAAAACAUAGCUAAAAGAGUAACAUUGCCACUUGCAGAAAGAAUGGUAUUAAAGUUGGUUAACGAAGGAAAAAUUGAAGCAGAACAAGAAGUACAAUUAUAUUUAAUGAUCCUGGAACUUCAAGGGAAGGACGAAGAAGUUUUGAAAGUUUUAGGAGGACCCUUAGCUUCGCGUGUCUCCAAUCUGGAGCCAAGGAAAGCGAAGUUAUUGCUUAAAAUGCAGCAGUAUGCAGAAGCCGUCAGUGCUUUUAAGGAACUUAUUAGGCAAGACGCAGACAACUGGACGUUUUACAAGGAUUACCUAUCUGCUGCUCUAAAAUGUCAAUCAUUAGGAGAUUGCUUAAAAUUUUUGGAUGAAACUGCAGCUGUAGCUGGUAAAAAAUCAAGAGCUCCGCAGCUUGCCCGUCUUGAGUUAUUUAAUACAGCACGGGAAAGCCAAAUCGAUUGCCCAUUCAGUCAUGUAGAAGACAUGCAUAAAUAUUUUAAUAAAUUUGGAUCAAAAGGUUGUGUGGUCAGCGAAUUAAAAAUGUACUUACACCUUCUGUCAACCCCGGAGAAAGAUCUUCUAUUAGAGAAGAUCGAGAAAGAUAUUGGCGUCAGUAAGGACGGAUAUCCUGAGUCUGUCGACCAAAUGCAGAGAUACAUUCACUUCAACCAAUUAAGGCGUCUUUGUGGGAUGCAUCAUUUUCCUAAAAUUGAUUUAGAGGAAAUGAAAAAACUUGUGCUACGAUUCUGUCACCUAUAUAAAAAAGGAAAUGAACUUUGUCCGGAACAAGAAAGGCUAACGACAGAUUAUUGUCCAGCAGAUGCAUAUAUUUUGCUAGCUACUCAUUUGUUACACCAGUUAUGGCAUGAAACUGGCGAAGCGGAAUAUCUUUACAGGGCGAUGGACUUACUGGAGCGAUGUUUAGCAUCAAGUACUUCUAAUUUUCACGUAAAGAUCCUAUUAGUGAGGAUUUACCUAGAAGCGGGUUUUAUAGGAGCAGCUGAUUAUGCCUUCGUUUUACUAGAUGCAAAACAUAUUCAGCUAGAUUCUCUGGGAUUUUUACACACGCCUUUGCUUGCACCUUUGGGACUGCUGUCACACGCUUCUCAUAAUCUCGAACAGACGGCUAAAUUUUUCGUUGGUAAUUCCAAAGAUAGCGCAGACCACUUGACCUUCGCUUACAAAUAUGGGAGUUUUUUGAAGAUUCAAGAAUUCGUCGACUUGAAAGAGCGUUUGGAAAAAUCAAUUCACUUUGCUACAACGACUGUAGACAAAAUGUUAAUAGAGUUGACUCGGAGCGAAGAUUCUUCUGUAUUUAUGUCUGCACUAGGAACUAUGCAUAUUGAACCAUCCGAAGAUUUAAUUAAGUGGGAUCUUCUUAGGGAUAAUCGAGACCUAGAGGUUAUUGUCGGUUGGGAGCCGAUCCACGCGAAAGAUGGGGAUCCCAGAAUGAGAAAAGAGACUAAAGAGUGCAUGUUAAGCUUACUGAGGGCACGCAAUCUGAUAUUACGAAUAUUGGCAUCUGUUGCUGAAUCUAAUACUACAUUCCUUUUCACGAAAUUGUCUCAAGAUAUGAGAACAUUAGUUCGUGAAAGUAUUCCAGCAGUUCUUCAGAAUUUUUGGAAUGAGGACGGAAAAGAUAAAGUUAACACUGUAAUAAUACCUAUCGAUGCUGUGAUGCGUUUAAGAGAAAUGUAUGAUUCAGAGCAGCUGAUUGCGAUUGCUUGUCUGGCAGAGUCUCUUUCUCUAUCUCCUUACCCUGAUGAGACUUGUAUUGAAAUACUUAGAAAGUCUCCAAGUAUACAGUUACCGUCUAUACCAGAGCAAGAAAAGCCAAUUGCUUUUACUAAAUUUUUCUUGAGAGCAUCGACAUGCGGAGAAACUCUCUCCAUUUUGGGUUCUAUUUGCGUAGCGGUUAUUUCUCUAUUAAAAUCACAGAAUUCACAGAAGAAGAAUAAGAAAAAGCAAAAUAAAGAAAAUGUGAAGAUUUCCCCGGAAAUAAGCCAAAAUUGGGUAAACAUGGAAGAACUUCUCUCGGAGAGAUUACAAACCCUGGAAGCAGUACUUACGAAACUUGAGAAAAGUACAAUUGAUAUGGGAUUCAAGAGCAACGACGAAGUGGCACAGAACAUACAAAAGCACGUGUACACAAGUAUUAAUCAAACUUGCAAAUCUCUAAAGGCCCGUAUUUUCUACACAAUGAAACAUUUGAGUGAUUUAAAGAGCUGAAAUUUUGAAGGUCAGAAUCUGUACAAAGUUGAUCUAAUUCAACGAUCAUUAACUAACUGGCAUCUUCAAUUUUGUAUAUAGUGCUAGGUGAUUGUGCUUAUUAUCUAUUGCCAAAACCUUGUCACGUCAGUCUUGAUGAAAAAAUACGCAAAAAUGGUUUGCUAAACCAUAACUUCAAUUUGUUUCAUAUUUUGACAUAACUCUAAAAAUAAUUUAAUAGAAUUAAGAAAAUAACAAGAUUCCUUAUAAAUUAAACCGCUUUUCAUGUAUCAUGACCUUAAUUUGAUGACAUCGGAUUGAUUUCAAUUUUAAGCAAGUGAGUGAUUACUAAUGAGAGAUUAAGAUAAUUAGAUUUCUAUUCGUCAAAUUUAUACAGUUUUCUAAAUAACUUUUUAUUUUAGAGAAGGAACGGGCAUGUGUGUAAAUAUAUACAUACGAAAGGAUUGUAUUUUUAGGAAACACUGCCAUAAGAAGAGUUACGUAAUAACGAAGCAAGUGAUCUGUUUGUCGCACAUACACUACAAGUGGUGCUAUUUCCACUCUUUUAAAACGCUUAUAAACAGUUUUACAAAUAUAAAUUUAGGAAUUCAACAUGUUUGAAUGUCCGGUAAAAAUGAAUCUUCUUUCGUUGUGAGGAACCCAUUCAUCGAUAUUACUUUCUUUUACAAUCUUUGUACAUAAAAUUGUUAGCAAAAUAAGACAAACAGUUAUCCGUCAACCACAGCUGAACUGUCUUAGAAUGAAGGUAUAUAAAUUUAGAUUAAAUAGCAACAUCACAAUACAAAUUCGCGAGGAAAAUCUGAAAUGUUAAACGCCUUCAAAAUGAAAAGACUCUUACCUCGGAAGCUAAGGGAAAGGGGCCACAUUUUCGAUGUAGACUCAUUUUCAAUUUGAGAAUUAGAACUUUCUCCUUCAGGCGCAUCCUGCAGUAGUAAGAAGACCAAAUGACAAUGCGCAAAGAUGAGCGAGAGGACGUAUAAGAAACGACAAAGGAAUUUUCCUUGAUUGAUGUGGUAUAUCUGUAAUAGGUUUUUGAUUGGUUGGUUGUCGGGGUAAAUCUGCAUAAUUAAUAACUCAACAAUCAAAAACGUCUCUCAGAUAUUCCACUCAAGUCGAGAUGAAACUCCUUUAUGUUUUAUCCCCCCGCCCCCAUAUAUAAUCGGAAAAUUUCAGAUACACAGUUUGGUCUUCUUGCAAUUAUUAUUUCAUGAAGUUAUGUAAGCCCUAUCGACGAGGUUAUUACGAUUUGUACUAAUUUUCACAAACAACUAAAUCUACAAAUAUUUAUAUUGAAUGUGUAAAUAAACAUUUCAAUGUUUUGCAAUUUUUCGAGUCGUUAAAUAUUUACUUUAAAAAAUAUUGUUAAUUCUCUUCUACGAUGAUUUUCUUUGGGAAAAGUAAAAUAGACUAGUUUGUUGUAAACUGAUUUUUAUAGUAAAUAUUCAAUAUGUACAAGAUUUGCGAUGACAAUUACUUCAUUAAUAUAUUAAAGAACGAAACAAUACGCCAGCAUAACUGCUAAAAAUUUCAGUAAAAUCUAACCUAAUUUAUAAAAGAAAUAUCGUGAUGUAAUUCGAAUGUUAAUGAAAUUUUACAUUUGUACAAAAUAUUUCUCAAUUAGAAAAAUCAAGAUUAUUAUUAAUUAAUUAGCGUGUAUCACUUACCAUGCUUACCAUGCUUUUGACAAAAGUCAAAAUGACAAAAAUAAAACGAAGGCGUAAUAAAUAAUAAAAUUAUA